AUGGCCAUGGCCAUGAAUCCGCCGAUAAUGCCUUCGCCUAAUACGCUCACGUCGGCAUUCUCUCCAUACACAGACUCUCCAAGCUCACCUGCCCCGGCAAGAUCGCCGCGGUUCUCCAACAUGUCAAAUCAUCAAGGUAGUUCGCUGAACCCAAAUGCCUCUUCCAAAAGGGUAUCGGACUCUAGUGAUCUUGCCGGGCCAUCGCCCAGCACGUCAAAUGGCACCGAGGUUACUGAAAUUGACGACUUGGUUGUGGAGGCGGAGCAACCUGAGCCGCCUUUGCCAGAAGCAAAAGAGCCCCCAACCACCGAAGCGCCGCAAGCUGGCCUCACGAUUAAAACAGACGAUGCCGUAACAGGUCGACCAAGAUCGGACUCGGAUGAACCGCCGCAAUCCGUCAUACAUGCGCCGCCAGGUUUUGGCCAAUUCAUUGAGAAAAAGUCUCCCCCACGACCGUCUCGUUCAACGCCUUCGCCAUCUCAACGAUCGGAUAUCACCGUAAAAUCCCCCAUGGAUCAGAAGAACGGUGAACAGGUCCGUCCUAUUGAUACAAAACAGCCAGUGGACAAUGGCAGCUCACGCGUGUUCAAGAAACGCGCCGCUAGUCCUCUUUCGCCGCCGCCAAUAUCAACCGCCAUUGCGCCUGUUCACUUUUCCUCUGAUCGUGCCACACCAAGGGCGCAAACAAGGCAAGAAGCCGAAGAAUUGGAGCAAGAGAAGCCUUGGCGCCAACGGUCAUUGAGUUUAGAAGAUAUCCCAGAAGCACAGGAUGGAGAUCAUGGCCCGGAAGAGGAACUCACAGAGGACGAAGAUGACACAGUCCAGCAUCGGAUGCUUCCCCCUUUUCAUGAGGCCGAGGACGAAGUUGCCGCCUUGAAGACCGCUCUAGGAGAAUGCUGGACGUUGUGCAAUACUUUGGCUGGGCUAAGUUCAAUCCACCGCCAGCGCCUCUUUAAUUGGGAGGUUAAAGGUGUUGUACAAGAACAAGCUUGGAAGUGCUGUUGGCAGCUCUGCCAAAAACUUUACGAAACUCGAGACGAGGACUACAGCAGCCAAGUCCGGCCAACGUUAGACUUGUGUCGAGAAUUUUGUCAAGCGCUAUUUGAAGUACGGCAGCGUGAUGACGAUGUUGCCGACUCGGUCCUUCGGGUCAGCUUCGAGCUAAACAAUCAUCUCUACAAUACUCAUGACCGGAAUCUGCCAGAAGCUUUCCGUGAGCGCACUCUUGAUUUCUACAUAACACUCUGCCAUCGACUCAUGAAACAGAGAACUCAGCUGGCAGAGGAGACAGAUUCUCUCUUACGAGCGUGUUGGUCACUGGCGGAGAUGCUGUUCAGUAUCCGUCAGAAUAAGCGCGAAGGAAAAGAAGCGGAUGAAGAACUCCUUGGUUCUGCCGUACAAGCUUGUUGGGAGUUGUGUGACAUCUUUCGUGAAGGAUGGACACAAGUUCGCCCCGAAAGAGGAACUCCCAGGCCAAGUCAAACAACGUUUACCCAAGUUUACAAUCAAGUCAAAGAGAGGGAACCAGAGCUAUCCUCGAUUAAUGAGUCAACCAUACCUUUUAUGAACCCGGAAACUCCUACAACAAUUUUUGAGGACACAAAUUUAUCGCCCGAUGAAGCUCCCGUUCCGAAUAUUCUUGUCCUUGGCCCAGAUAGCGUGAGUUCCGGAAGCAUUGGUCGGCGCAAUCAUUGGUCUUCCAAUGCAUCAACACUCUCUGGACAAUCGACUUCUUCUACAGCGACGGCGACAGCUGCGCAACCCGAAGAUCCUAAUCUUAUGCGGCUAAAACUCCUCAUUCUCAAAGCAGCACAAAACGCAGGCUUUCAGCGUAGCGGCUCGCAACCUCAAUCGCUCUCGGCAUUUGUCAAGUCCCUUCCCUCCAACUCUUUUGGCAGCAAUGCAUGGGAGACUCAGCUACUCGAUAGUUACAAAAAGUUGGUUCUGACCGACCCCGCUUUUCGAGGAGCGUCGGUACCGCUUCCCUCAGCACGUGUAAUGGCCGCUGACGUUGCCCGAGCUGUUGCGUGGAUGGGCCGUAGCGGCCAGUACGCGUGGUUGAAUGAUCUUUUCCGGCUUGUCUUUGGUUUCCACGUCGAUGAAGCUGAAACUCGUCGAGGUGUCUCCUUUCAAACCUGA
This is a messenger RNA of Xylona heveae TC161, 2139 nucleotides long. RefSeq lists its product as hypothetical. Lineage: Eukaryota; Fungi; Ascomycota; Xylonomycetes; Xylonales; Xylonaceae. The coding region runs from base 1 to 2139 and encodes 712 amino acids. The transcript has 5 exons. The record is from RefSeq and is a predicted model, not a curated record.